Messenger RNA from Quercus robur (English oak), 1626 nucleotides. RefSeq lists its product as uncharacterized. Gene Ontology annotation, molecular function: zinc ion binding. The coding region runs from base 1 to 1626 and encodes 541 amino acids. NCBI's taxonomy places the organism in Eukaryota, Viridiplantae, Streptophyta, Magnoliopsida, Fagales, Fagaceae. The record is from RefSeq and is a predicted model, not a curated record. The transcript is spliced from 3 exons.
AUGAGAAAUGUUGUACUGAAGAAGGAGAUGAAGUUCCCUAAUGCAAAGGUGUUCAGAGCUGCUUUGAGGAAGUAUGCAAUCAAAAAACCUAUUGACAUCAAAUUCAAGCUUAAUGAGAAGACCAAGAUAUCAGUUCACUGCAAGAAUGGGUGUGUGUGGAGAUGUUAUGCAUCUCAAAUAAGUGGAGAGCUAACAUUUCAAAUUACCUUGACUGAUGACUGUACUUGUCCCAAGUCUUUCAAAAACAGCCAAGCAACAUCAGCUUAUGUUACUAAGAGGUUCAUUGAGGAUUUUAGCAAAAAUCUAAAUUGGGAGGUGAGUGGUGUACACAACCAUGUGAUGCAAAAUUUAUCUGUUGACCUAAGUGUAAACCAAGUGUAUAGGUCAAAGAGAAAGGCAAAGGAUUUGAUAAAUGGAGAUGAGCAACUGCAAUAUGGUGUCCUUAGAGACUAUGCACAAAUGAUAACCACUGUAGACAAGGGGAGUAGGGUUAUACUGCAGACAGAAAUGGCUGAGGAGACUUCCCAGCCAAAAUUUAAGAGGAUGUAUGUUAGGUUCAAUGCUCAGAAGGUAGGAUUUUUAGGUGGAUGCAUGUCAUUUAUAGGUUUAGAUGGUUGUCACAUAAAGCACAGAUUUGGUGGGCAAAUCUUAUCUGCCACUGUCAAGGAUGCAAAUGACAACAUUUUUCCAGUAGCCAUGGCUGUUGUGGAACAAGAAACCAGGGAGUCUUGGAUAUGGUUUUUGGAAAUUUUUGCUGAUGAUAUAAGAAGGCCAGAGGAGUUUCAGUUGGUCUUCAUUUCUGAUAGGCAAAAGUGGCUUAUACCUGCAAUAGAGACACUAUUCCCUACCGUGGAGCAUAGAUACUAUGUGAAACACAUCUACAACAAUUUCAAAGUUGAUCACAAGGGAUUGGAGCUGAAGGAUGCAUUGUGGAGGUGUGUUGCUGCCACAACAGUAAGGGAGUUUGAGAGAUGCAUGCAGUACAUAAGGGAUUUGGAUGAAAAGGCAUAUGAGUAUCUUGCAAACAUUGCACCUACACAGUGGACAAGGUCACACUUCACUCCUAGGGCCUUAACAGAUUGUUUGGUAAAUAAUUUGAGUGAGUCUUUUAAUGCAAUGAUAUUGAAGUCUAGGGACAAGCCUAUCUUGGCAAUGUUGGAGUGGAUUAGGGUUAGACUUAUGACUAGGCUUUACACAAAAAGGGAAGGGAUACAGAAGUAUGCUGGAAAGUUGUGUCCAAGCAUACAAGAUAGGUUGGAGAAAUUGAAGGUUGAAAGUAAGGCAUUUAGUGCUACCCUAGCUGGUAGUUUCCUUUAUGAGGUAGGCAGUCAGUAUGAAAGGCAUGUAGUUGAUUUGGUGAAGAAGACAUGUAGCUGUAGGUCUUGGGAUUUAAAUGGCAUUCCCUGCAAACAUGUCAUAACAGCCAUUUAUACAAACAUUGAGACACCAGAAGACUAUACCCACCCAUGCUACUUCAAAGAAACUUACAUGGAGAUAUACAAGGAGGUAAGGGAAGGGGUGCCUGCACCUAGAUCUGCACCUCAGCCUGCACCUCAGCCACCAUCCCAACAGCCUACCCAGACCUACAACAUGAUGUCUGCCACUCAGCCUUCAUCCUCACAGUAA